This is a messenger RNA of Orbicella faveolata, 2360 nucleotides long. RefSeq names its product methyltransferase-like protein 27. Lineage: Eukaryota; Metazoa; Cnidaria; Anthozoa; Scleractinia; Merulinidae. The record is from RefSeq and is a predicted model, not a curated record. Gene Ontology annotation, molecular function: methyltransferase activity.
UCACGCAGCGUGAUCUUCGAGCUGAUUGCACAAUGCGACAAAGCAGUAUAAACAUAUCUGUUUUCGUUCAGUGAUUUCACUUUCACUUGCUCCUCAGACUGGUGUUGUUUCAUUCUCCGGCUGUUUGUUAUCGACAGGUCCAGAACAAUGUCGACCGCUGAGAUUAAAUACCCCAAGCGCUUCCUAGACUUGAACAUGAACUCGCCAGUGGAGGAUUCCAAACUGGCUUACGAUGAAAUGGCUGCUUGCUGGGAAAAGAUAAGCGACAACACGGGUUACAAAGGCCACAUACUGUGCGUGGAGGCGUUUGAUCGCGCUAUGCAGACCAAAGAGGUCUACCUCAAUCCGACAAAAGACAUGAAAAUCCUUGACGCUGGGGCAGGUACAGGAGGAAUUGGAGAGAUGCUGAAAGUUCGAGGGUACACCAACGUUGACGCGCUGGACAUUUCUCAAGAAAUGCUCAAUUUAGCUGCAGCCAAGAACCUUUACAAGAAACUGAUCUGUGCUCCCUUGAUUGACACGCAUAUGAAGGAGGUAGAGACCGCUGAAUACGACGUCGUGCUUUGCGCUGGCACCAUAGUGUAUGGACAAGUGAAACCAGGAGCGAUCGAGCAGUGCGCACGAUUUGUAAAACCCGGUGGACUUUUUAUAUUCACCAUCCGCGUGGACUCGUAUGAUCCAGUGGAGUGCGGAUACAGUGCAAUGUGCGAGAAACUGGAACAAACUGGCAAGUGGAGCCUGGUGCUGAAAGAAAAACGCGAACUCCACGUCACACCCAACGCUGAAAGACUUCGAUACUGCUAUCUCAUCACUUACAAAGUAUUACAGUGAAGAAGUGAUGGGGAUACCUCAAGCAAGGCUAGGGCAAUCUUCUUGAGUGUAACUGGACAGUCUUUGAAACGUUAGAUUGCGAGCAGUCUCUCAUUUGCUCGGAAAUCGGUGGGGAAGAACGCAAAACAAAUGAGCGUGCGAGCGUGACUGUGAGCGUGACAUGCGAGCGUCGAGUAGUGCAAGCGUGAUAGCGCGCGUGACAUGCGAGCGGCGAGUAUAGCUCGCACGUUCACUUGUGUUGCGUUCUUCUUUGCGUUUUUCCCCUCGGAAUUUUGAGCAAAAGAGACUGUUUCAGUCUAUCGGAAUUUACUAACACAUCAGAAACCUUUGAAGAGAUUGGAGUGGACGUGUGAUAAGACAUUUGCCCGCAAGUUUUUAGCGAAGAGAUACCUUACAACAGUUUUCAUUUACUUUUUUUGUGAGCAGUCGAUUCAAUUUUGGCUGACUGUAGCUAGUUGUCCCAUUUGUUUUGAAAGCAUAAGGUUGUCUAACUUUGGCAAAACUCGUGCUCAUACAUUCGUAUAGUGAUCUCUGAACUCUGAUCUCACUGUCUUGAACAUCAUCGAUUUGAUGACGAACAAAAGUGUUGCUUGAGUGUGUGACAUAAUUGCAAAGAGUUUAAUUGAAUAAAGGAUAAAAUGUAAAGGGCUCAGUUUACAACAUCUUUUGACCGCCCUUCGAAGCCAUAAGGCUAUAUAAUACCUAACUUAGCUUUGUGCGUGUACAGUCCCGUAUCAACAUUUAUACCAGGCCAUAGAGAAUACAGCCAAUCAGAAUACUGGAAAGCCGUUGUUUAUUUGACGGCAUUACACCCAACCUUCCCAUCAUGCCCUCGCGUAUGUCGCAUUUAUUGUGUUGAUCACUGUAUUUUCUAUGGCAUGGCAUAAAAUAGUUAUACAACGCCCUCUCGUGAUAUACCACGGAUUAUCCCUCAUGUCAUCUAAAGGCUCGUGUAUACCGAGAAAUUAAGUGACUCGUGGGAUAUUUCAUGGUAUACCAUUCGAAAGUGUUACAUAAUUAGGAUGCAUUCAUCGAGGUCGUACGCGUUCUUCAAACGGCCGCCAUCUUAGCCAGUUCAAAUGGCAAUCUGCAAGAAAUUAACCUGAUGUUAAACUGGGGAAGGCAAAGCGUUGAUGGAAGGAAGGGGACUGGGAGAAAGGAAGAACGCAUUGUUUCUUAUUCUUGCGAGCGUUUUUUACGUACCUCCCCACCCCUUCCCCGUUUGCGCCGGCAACGCAGGCUAGGAAAGAGUACAAACUAACUCUAUCGAACGGACAGGAAGGGGGAGAAAGUAUUUUUUAUCCGUUCUGCAUUUUUGCAAAUUUCCAGUGCACGAUAUUUCAUUCAAGGAAUCUAUAAUCGGCGAUGUUUUCAUUUCCAGAGACCCAGCUGGAGAGGCGAUUGCUCGAAAUGUGCUACAUUCAUAUCAGUGUUCAUAGUCAUUUUAUGACUAAGCAACCGUUGCUAUGGCUGCUAGCUGGCUGAUACUAUUAUAAAAAAGAAUUGUUUUAAGGGACUAUCGUUAUACC